AUGACAGUCGCUAAAAUGCUCGGUCUCACCGUUCUUACCGCUUUGCUGGUGGCUGUAUCCGUCCCGCCAUCCUGGUGCUGUGACCACCCGGUGGGGUACGAGCCGUGGAACAUCUCCCGGCGGGUCCAGGCGGCAGAGCUGGUGGUGUGGGGCCGCGUCCUGGCCACGCACGGCUUCAGGGUGGCCGGCUCAACCUCCUACACCGCAGAGGUACAGUUUGAAUGCCAGGUGAAGGGGGACGCCGAGGCCCUGGCGGAGGCUGGCACGUUCAACGUCACGGACAUGGGCCUGGUCAACCCGGCGCACUGCGUCGCCAACCACGUCGACGUCGGCGCGUACUACUUCUUCUUCCUGACGUACAACGACGCCGAGGUUCUGACGCCGCAGGACGUCAACCAGCAGUCUGCGGUCGUGCCGGACUGCGAGGAGAAUCGGCAGGCGUUCUUCCGCUGCUGCGGCUUCUACACGACCUUCUGCCGACCGGAGGGCGGAGCCGACGUGUGCCCGACAACCGCCGGACAACCGAACCCCGACAAACCAACCGAAGGCGGCGUCCUCCAGACCACAACGCCCUACAUCUCCGGCGCCACAAGUCUAGGAAUCACCGCCAUUCUACUGUUUGUAGUAGUUGCCUUAGUGGUAGAAUUCGUUCCUUUCUAA
Branchiostoma belcheri (Belcher's lancelet) is the source of this 660-nucleotide messenger RNA. RefSeq names its product coiled-coil domain-containing protein 3-like. The coding region runs from base 1 to 660 and encodes 219 amino acids. The transcript has 4 exons. NCBI's taxonomy places the organism in Eukaryota, Metazoa, Chordata, Leptocardii, Amphioxiformes, Branchiostomatidae. The record is from RefSeq and is a predicted model, not a curated record.